GAGCAAGAAAGGAGCUUAUUAAGGGUUAAUUAGUCGCUAAUUAGAUUUAAUUAGGUUAAUUAGAGGUUAAAUUAUUUAAGUAAGUGAGUAGGGGUGAAUGAUUAACAGAGGAGUGAUGAUCCUCUCCAAUGAUUACACCAAGGGUUGGGGGUGUUUAGAGAUUUCAUCCCAAACUUAUCCUCUCCUCAUAGUGUAAAUAGGAGUAAUGGAUAUCCAAUGCAUUGGAGAGUAACCUCACUUCUAACAUAGUUGACUGUCGUUAGUCAUUAAGAUUAUUAUGAUUAUUUAUAGAAAACUUGGGAAUAUUUUGUAAAUAUUGAAAACAUCAAAGAUAUUCGGUGAAUAAGUUGAGAACUCGAGGGAUUGUGGUAAAAAAAAAUUCCGACUUUUAUGAGUCAGAUCGGACCAUUCCAAUUGCCCUUUACGAUAUCGUUCUGUGUAACAUGUGGAGCUCAUAAGAUUUUGAGUUUGACACUGUAAUGUGGACCAUAAUUCGAGUUAUUCUGAGUUCAAAACUCUUCUCUCAUUGCCAUCACUUCCCCUAUUCCACCAAAACCCAGGAAAACCUGCAUAAUAACAAAUUGCAACUCCAACUGACUCCAUGGAACUCACACUUUUCUCUCACCACCAUUCCCAUUUCACCCAUAAAUCCACCCUUUUUCCUUCUUCAAAUAAGAUACCCAGUUGUAGAAAUGUAACAGUAUUAUGUUGCAGUUGUUCAUCAAAUCAUACUGCUAAACCAAUAACAUUAUCAUUGGCUACUGAUGGGAGAAGGGCAUUCAUGAAUUGUUUUCUCAUUGCAGCUGCUGGGUUGUGUAUUGCUGAUGUGGCUGGGGCUGUCAGCACAAGCAGAAGAGCUCUCAGAGGAGCAAAAAUACCUGAGAGCGAAUUUACAACGCUUUCCAAUGGUCUAAAGUAUUAUGACUUGAAGGUUGGAGGCGGGGCACAAGCUGUAAAGGGAUCUCGUGUAGCAGUGCAUUAUGUUGCUAAAUGGAAGGGCAUCACUUUUAUGACUAGUAGGCAAGGGAUGGGAGUUGGUGGUGGAACGCCUUACGGCUUUGAUAUUGGCCAGUCAGAACGGGGCACAGUUCUUAAGGGUUUAGAUCUUGGUGUUGAAGGCAUGAAAGUGGGCGGCCAGCGAUUGUUGAUAGUUCCUCCUCAACUAGCAUAUGGAAGCAAAGGAGUCCAAGAAAUCCCUCCAAAUGCCACGAUAGAGCUGGAUGUGGAACUAUUAUCCAUCAAGCAAAGUCCAUUUGGGUCUCCAGUAAAGCUUGUGGAAGGAUGAAUUGGUUCAUCACUUCAUUGGUAUCUGCAAUAUCUUAGUUGCUGUGGUAGAAAAAGUAAAAGUAUCACAUAUAUUCUUUCUUGUAGAUGAAGAAUCUUCUCAACUUUAUCCAUUUGUUGUAAAUUUAUAGUUCGACAUUCUGAAUAUACAUCUGCAGAAAUAACUGUACAAGUAGGGAAUAUUUGUUUAUAUUCUAAGUUCGAAAUUUUCCUAUA
Messenger RNA from Beta vulgaris subsp. vulgaris (sugar beet), 1500 nucleotides. Its product is annotated as peptidyl-prolyl cis-trans isomerase FKBP16-4, chloroplastic. The transcript has 10 exons. Bases 602 to 1285 code for a protein of 227 amino acids. Gene Ontology annotation, molecular function: peptidyl-prolyl cis-trans isomerase activity. NCBI's taxonomy places the organism in Eukaryota, Viridiplantae, Streptophyta, Magnoliopsida, Caryophyllales, Amaranthaceae. The record is from RefSeq and is a predicted model, not a curated record.